This is a messenger RNA of Erythranthe guttata (spotted monkey flower), 1358 nucleotides long. Its product is annotated as GDSL esterase/lipase EXL3. Gene Ontology annotation, biological process: lipid metabolic process. Gene Ontology annotation, molecular function: lipase activity. Lineage: Eukaryota; Viridiplantae; Streptophyta; Magnoliopsida; Lamiales; Phrymaceae. The record is from RefSeq and is a predicted model, not a curated record. Gene Ontology annotation, cellular component: extracellular region.
AUAUAUAUAUAUAUAUAUAUUACAACUCAAAGAAACAGAAAACAGACAUCAUUUGUACAUGCCAUGAUGAAAUAAAUAUCCACUGUAAGAAACAAUAAAAAGGGUCAACUGCUGAAUGUUAAUUCAAUCCAAGAUAUUGUUAUAUAAUUGGCCAAGAAACCUUAGUACUAUUAUCACUACCGAAAAUGGCAAUGCAUUUCUUGAGAUUGAAACUAGUGGUUUUAUCUUUCUUAGUACGUUUUUACGUUCUUGAAGCAGCUAUAAAGCUGCCAAAAAACAUCUCGAUACCAGCUGUGAUUGUGUUUGGAGAUUCAGUCGUAGAUACUGGUAACAACAAUAAUAUCGAAACAAUCGUGAAAGUGAAUUUUCCACCGUAUGGUAAAGAUUUUAUGGGAGGAAAGCCGACUGGAAGAUUUUCGGACGGAAAAGUUCCUUCAGACCUUAUCGCUGAAGAAUUGGGAAUUAAAGAACUUUUGCCGGCAUAUUUCGAUCCAGCAUUACAAGCCGAAGAUCUCUUAACAGGAGUUAACUUUGCUUCUGGUGGUGCUGGCUUUGAUCCUAUCACCUCCAAUCUUGCGUCAGUACUGUCCUUAUCAGACCAGUUAGAGAUGUUCAAAGACUACAUAAAAAAACUCGAAGCAAUAAUCGGACACGAAAAAACAUCGAAAAUAUUGAGCGAGAGUUUAUAUAUAUUAGUCGCUGGAAGCAACGACAUCAUCAAUACAUAUUUCGGAACCCCCUUUCGUAAAUCUACAUACGACGUUUCUUCUUACAACGAUUUACUUGUCGGAUACGCCUCAACCUUCGUGCAGGAAUUAUAUGGAUUAGGGGCUCGACGAAUUGGCGUAUUCGGUUUACCGCCACUCGGAUGUUUGCCAUCGCAGAGAACUUUAAAAGGAGGGGCUGAAAGGAAAUGUAUAGAUAUAUAUAAUGAGGUGUCGCAAAUUUUCAAUAAUAAGUUGUACGAUGAAAUCGAAUCGAUCAACGGUCGAUAUUCGAUGGCGAGGGUGACUUACAUGGAUAUAUAUACUCUCCCGCUCGAUUUAAUUCACAACCCUCAUAAAUACGGAUUCGGGAUUUCGAAUAUGGGCUGCUGUGGAACAGGUACAAUCGAAGUGGCAUUUCUUUGUAAAUAUACGUGUCCGGAUGUAUCGGAAUACGUAUUUUGGGACAGUUUUCAUCUAACGGAGAAAGCGUACAGGAUUCUCGUACACCAGAUACUCAAGAAAUCAAUCAACACUUUCAUCUGUGGGAAAUCACUCUGCUGAAGAUUAUUUAUUUAUUCAUAAUACAAUUUAUAUCUACAUUCUUAUACUAUAGAUUUUUUUUCUUUAUAGAAUGUCGAAUUUUUCGAUUUU